AUGGACCGGAGCGAGACAUUCAAGGUCUUUUGUGAGCGCGUGGAGGCAUUUUUGGGAAAAGGCGUUGGUAUCGACCUAGUGCUGAAGUGUAUGCUGGGGUUAACUCGCCUGCGGAUGGUUAACGCUUCCGAUGAGGCGACGAAAGAGGUUUACGCGGGGUUUGCCAUGGCUGUUAUCAAUGGUCGUAUGCUUGGGAACCACUUCCGUUACCCGUCCUCUUUUAGUCUAGCCCUGAGAACGUUUAAAGCGAAGGAGGGACCGCUCUUCCACUGGUUUUUGUUCGGCUUGUCUUUCCUCCUGCGGACGUUUGAGCAAAUGACGGGUGACCUCAACUACUACCAGAUGAUUAUAAUGAGACACUGGAGCCGGUCACGUCUGUCACAUACCUAUUGGUUCUUCAAGUCGCUUUCGCUUACGUGUCUGCUUCUAGACGAAGUCCUCUUGUUGAGGUUGGAACUGCGAUCCCCUCAAUGGAGGGAGAAGACUUCUGAAGAGCGCUCCUCAUUUUUGAGAAGAAAGGUCAUUUCCGUAAUGCGCUGCUUGUUAGACAUGUGCAUGUACUACCAGUGGGUGCCAUGGUACAAUCCUUACAAGACUCUGCAGUACUGUUGUGUAACAGCUAGUGGGUUUCUCGGUGUGUACUCCGGAUGGGGUGAUGUAUGUGACUCCCUUGCGGCGUCCAAGGCACGGCGAGUCGAUAGCAUUAAAGCAGACUAA
Molecule: messenger RNA, 717 nt
Organism: Trypanosoma brucei brucei TREU927
Lineage: Eukaryota; Euglenozoa; Kinetoplastea; Trypanosomatida; Trypanosomatidae
Exons: 1
Coding region: 1-717 (238 amino acids)
Source: RefSeq, a predicted model, not a curated record